This is a messenger RNA of Alternaria ethzedia, 2175 nucleotides long. RefSeq lists its product as uncharacterized. The record is from RefSeq and is a predicted model, not a curated record. Gene Ontology annotation, biological process: regulation of GTPase activity; signal transduction. NCBI's taxonomy places the organism in Eukaryota, Fungi, Ascomycota, Dothideomycetes, Pleosporales, Pleosporaceae. Bases 1 to 2175 code for a protein of 724 amino acids. Gene Ontology annotation, cellular component: cytoplasm. The transcript has 3 exons.
AUGCCCAAGUCCUCGACACUGUCGCUGGCUAUGCGGGGCAAGCCAAAGAACAAGGACGACGCCAACGGCCCUAUGAGUCCCAAAAGUCCGAGGUCGCCAGAUAUGCCUGAGGACCUCGACUAUGCCGCUCCCAAUGCCUCGUUCCAUAGCAUGCCACAGUCACCAGCCUCACCGAAGCCUCGCAAGGACUCCAAGAGCAUCUUCUCCAACUUUAGCGCCAACAAAUCGUCGUCACGCCUCAACAGCCAGGGGAACUCGAUACGGCAGCUUCCUGAACAACAACACUCGCCCAGUCUAUACUCCAACGGGCGCAGCGGGGCUUCGACACCAGACCUCGGCCGCCCCGUGCGCACUCCCAACUCGGAUGGUAUGGCUACAGUAGCCCAGACAAACAGCGUGUCGCUAACUGCCACAGACAACCGCUCCGAGGUAUUACGGACAGGCUCAGGCAACUCCAACGACUCCUCCGAUCCCCACGCCGACUCAUCAAAGCGCAACACUAUCAAACCGAAGAAGGGCAUUCUGAACAGGUCGAAAUCCAUCAAAGACGGCGAGAGCUCAGGUACCCGUGCAAAACUAAACAAAGCCCCACCAGGGCAACUGUCACCGGACAUUGCGGGUUCGUGGACGACGAAUGGCGAUGGCCCGCCAUUGAAGCCGGUACCCAUGGACAAAGGUCAAUCAUGGCGAGGCAUAGGCAAGCCACGAACACACUCGGCAGAUCGUCAGGACGGCUCCAAGCAGAUACCACGGGACGUCGACAACGGGCCACGAAGGGACAAGUCGGAGCAGAUAUCGCUAGCCUCGAGUUCGUACAACGAAACCAAGGGACACGGCUUCAUUUCGAAACUUGGUUCAGGAGCUCGCAACAUGGGGGAGAAGAUGGACUCUGCCCGCAAGGGCGUAUUCGGCAAACUUGGAAGAAGCUCAAGCAACCACGAGAGCCAGACGCCGAUAUCGAAUGAACCUUAUGUGUGCAAAAUCAUUCACAAGCCCUUGAUCGAACAGACGAGGCUCACACGGAUAUCGACCCGUCUGGCACAGUCACGCGACAAGACUGAGUUCUGGAUGCCAGCUUUACCUUGGCGGUGCAUAGACUAUCUGAACAUGCGGGGCUGUGAAGAGGAAGGCUUGUACCGCGUUCCUGGGUCAGCCCAGCAGGUCCGAUAUUACGAACGCAAAUUCGAUGAAGACCGAGACAUCGAUUUGAUCAGCGAUCCCAACCUGAACGACCCCAACGUCAUCGGUUCACUCUUCAAGAACUGGCUCCGACAGCUGCCGGAUGAAAUCUUUCCAAAAGCGGUCCAGACGGCAAUCCAGCAAGAAUGCCAGGGCGCCAAGACGACGCCGCAAAUGCUUAAGGAUGAGCUCUCGAAGCUCCCACCAUUCAACUACUACCUAUUGUUCGCGAUCACCUGCCACAUCAGCCUGUUGCACUCAUGUUCCGAAUUCAACAAGAUGAACUACAACAACCUGUGCAUCUGUUUCCAGCCGGCUAUCAAGAUCGACGCCUUUUGCUUCCAAUUCCUUAUUCUGGACUGGCGAAACUGCUGGCAGGGUUGUUGGACGGAGAAGGACUUUUUGACAGACGAAAUCAACUUCCUGAACCAUGUACAAGAAGUUGAGUCCCAGCAGCAGCAACAACAGCAACAGGAACAGCAACAGCAAGCACAGCACCACCUACAGCAACAACAACAGACUCCAUCCAGAAACGGCCCACCUCAAAGCGCUGGGAGAAGUAAAGGCACGAACUCGCCCCAGGUGCCGCCUCCGAAGAAGCCGGCGACGAUGCGGAGUCAGUCCACUGACCAUGUCAAGUCAUCCUCACGAGGGCUUUCAUCUGAGAGGAAUGGACGCGCUACACCACCGAACCCUUCACUGGUUCUGUCGGAACCCUCAAGCAACCCCGUUUUACGUAUGCGGGGCGGCGGCUAUAGCGAGCGCGAGACGUCGCCUGAGCGAGUCACGUCGUCUUCAGACAGUCGAGAGGGGGUUCAGCAUGCGAGAAGCACACCGCGUGCGCCCCCGUCGGUCAGCACCGAAGCGUCCUCGAUCGACCUGGAUGAGAAUGCCACGCCGACUCAAGCACAACAUAGUCGCGGGCCGUCUGAAUCGACGCAAUUUCGAUUGGACCUGCGCGAUCCACCGGGCUCCCCCUUCAACAUUAAAUUUUGA